AUGACUUCCGAGCAGAUCCUGAACAUUGAAUCCUCGCACCCAAACUUUGCAAUGAUUUAUAUUGACCAAGAUGGCAGUCUCCAGGUUGAGACGUCGCCCUUGCUUGCGGGGCACGGCGGAGCCAUCUUCACGCCGGAUAUGGCGGACCGUUUUAUGGAAACGGUGAUCUCGAGUUCUCAAUCCGGGCAACAACAGCCUUCCCCUUUCCUAUGGAAUAUUGAGCCGGAAGCUGAAUGGGCGUCCACCAGCAGCCAUACUGAACCCGUCGACUUGAUACCUUGCGAAUUGCAGCUCCAACAGAGCCGACAAAAGCGACGUGGCUUAAAGCGACAUCGACCUGGCCCUACGCCAAACCCUCCAGCGCCACCAAGACAGACGAUUCUCCGAGUCAGUGACAGGAACUUGUUGCGACAGUAUUAUGAAAAUGCAUUUGAAAAUUUUCAACAAUUAAAUUGCCGAGCCAUCGCGAAGUCAUAUAUAAAAUUCCUCGAGCCACGAAAACAGGUCAAUUUUCCUUACAACGGGCGCAAAGUAAUUUCCGGCAUAAUGCAACAGGUCGAUCCAGAGCUUACUAAGCCCGGAUGGUGGCCUGCUGGUAUCAUACACCGGGAACCUGACCACCUACUUAAGAGCGACCGAAUUCGACUUCUGGUUCACAUACUAUGUGAUCUUAAAGACACCCACGGAGUCACUGUGGACAAGCUCCGGCGAGCCAGUCUCGACCUGCGCCGCUAUAUAACGCCGGCAAUCCGGCUGCAGGUCCUGGAUGAGAUCUAUUUCGUGCGACAGAUGGAAGAGCAAUUUUUAAAUGGAGAGAUCGAUGCAAACUUCCUGCUUCAGAUGACCCAAACUCUCCUCCCCGUCGACAUUCACGACAUCCAUCAAGCUCACGUGUCACCUACCAGCGCACCUGCUAUUUCUGGUCCACUAUUAGAUGCCGACAAUGAUAGACAGGCCUCCCGCGAUGAUAGACAUUGGCCUUGUGAUUAUAGCUCUUCGAUGAUACAAGGCCGGCAAAUUCUCCCGCUCUCCCACGCCACCAGCGGAUACGAUGGUCAGCGAAGGCCUACCGGACGGUAUUAA
Penicillium waksmanii is the source of this 1083-nucleotide messenger RNA. Its product is annotated as DUF2841 domain-containing protein. Bases 1 to 1083 code for a protein of 360 amino acids. NCBI's taxonomy places the organism in Eukaryota, Fungi, Ascomycota, Eurotiomycetes, Eurotiales, Aspergillaceae. The transcript is spliced from 4 exons. The record is from RefSeq and is a predicted model, not a curated record.